This is a messenger RNA of Cyphellophora europaea CBS 101466, 1668 nucleotides long. RefSeq lists its product as uncharacterized. Gene Ontology annotation, cellular component: nucleus. The record is from RefSeq and is a predicted model, not a curated record. NCBI's taxonomy places the organism in Eukaryota, Fungi, Ascomycota, Eurotiomycetes, Chaetothyriales, Cyphellophoraceae. Gene Ontology annotation, molecular function: RNA binding. The coding region runs from base 1 to 1668 and encodes 555 amino acids. The transcript has 3 exons. Gene Ontology annotation, biological process: mRNA processing.
AUGGCAGGACUUGAUGUUGAGGCCCUCCUCGACUCUACUGCCGCCAAUGGCACCCCAGACACCGAUUCCGACCGUCUCCAAUCUGAGCGCCGUGAUCGAGAUCCUGAACAAGAUGACUCCCGUGAGCGCGAUCGCAAACGACGUGACCGCAGCCGUGACCGCCACCGAGACCGAGAUGACAAUGACAUGAGGAGCCCACGUAGCGACCGCGGAUCCGCUAACGGUAGUCAUAGAAGCCGACACCGCAGUCGCAGCCGAGACGGAGAGAGACGUCGUUCGCAGCGCGACGAUGACCGGGACCACUAUCGCCGUCGAUCUCGGUCUCCAAGAGAUGAUCGUCACUAUCGCCCCUCCUCGCGUCGCGAGGAUGACCGUCGAGACCGUGACCGCCAGGACCGCAGACGCUCCCGUAGCCCUCGGCGAGACACCAAAGCCAAGACCCCCGACAUCGCACUCACUGAAGAUGAGCGCGAUAGGAGAACCGUUUUCGUCCAGCAGCUGGCUGCUCGAUUGCGUACCAAGGAACUUAUUGCGUUCUUCGAGAAGGUUGGUCCGGUAAAGGAGGCUCAGAUCGUCAAAGACCGUGUCAGUGGUCGAUCUAAAGGUGUCGGCUACGUAGAGUUUCGUAACGAGGACUCUGUGCCCCUUGCCAUCCAGAUGACCGGCCAGAAGCUCCUCGGCAUUCCCAUCAUCGCCCAGCUCACUGAAGCAGAGAAGAAUCGACAGGCCCGCAACCCGGAGGCGGCCACUACUACGCAAAGUUCCGUCCCCUUCCACAGACUCUACGUUGGCAAUAUUCAUUUCAGUAUCACGGAGCAAGACCUUCAGAAUGUCUUCGAGCCUUUCGGCGAACUGGAAUUUGUUCAGCUACAGAAGGAAGAGGGCGGAAGGAGCCGAGGCUACGGUUUUGUACAGUUCCGUGACCCCAACCAAGCUCGUGAGGCCCUUGAGAAGAUGAACGGAUUUGACCUUGCAGGACGUCCCAUUCGCGUUGGCCUCGGGAACGACAAGUUUACACCCGAGUCAACUGCCAAUCUUCUUCAACGCUUCCAGGGCCAGAAUCAGCCUACCAGCUUCCAAGGCUCUGCCUUCUCCGGCUCCGGCGGUCGUGGCGCUCAUGCUGGUGGCAGUGGUGGCGCUUUUGACCGUGCCGGAGGUCGAGACGACCAGAAAGGUUCAGGCGGCGCCAGCGCUCUUGACGAUACCGAUGUCGCUGGUGUGAACUUCAGCAAUUACAGCCGCGAUGCACUGAUGAGAAAGCUUGCUAGAACCGAAGAGCCAAGCUCAACCACUGACGAUCACCGCACCAAGGCUGCCGCCGCACCUAAGAAAGAAUCCAAAGCCCUCCCCGUUUCGGUUAGCCAAGCCAGUCGCUGUGUAUUGCUCCGCAACAUGUUCGACCCAAACGAAGAAGAAGGCGAUGCUUGGGUCAAAGAGCUCGAAGAUGACGUUAAAGCUGAGUGUGAGGACAAAUACGGCAAAGUCGUUCACAUCUCGUUAGAUCCAAACACUCAAGGCGACAUCUAUCUCAAAUUCGAACGUGUCUCUGGCGGUGAAAAGGCUAUCCAGGGUCUUAAUGGCCGAUUCUUUGGCGGUAGGCAGAUCUCUGCUCAGCCUGUUGUUGACGCCGUGUAUAGCAGCUUGUUCAGUCGCACGAAAGCUCUUUAG